ACGGUUUUUAUGAACAUCCCCGCGUCACGCAUUUCGUGGACGCUCCCCUUUAAAUGUCAUUCAUCUUUCCUGUCUCUCUCUAUCUUCCUCAUUCAUUCUUGUCGCGAGUACGGACCUGAAAGGACGUGUCUGAAUAAAGUGGAAUCAUUAAUCGUAAAUCGCGUCUCAUUUAUUCGUACUAAAACAUGGUGUCAGAAGUUUUCGCGGACAACUAGUGGAUUUCCGGCGUCAUCGGUAUAACGCGGAAGGUUCCUGUGAGGAGAUUCAACGUCGGGCGGCCAAAGAAUCAUACGCGGAAGUGAUCGGAAAAGUUGCGCUCUUUGUUGCGAACGUGUGCGAUCCUGUCCGGCGGCCAUAUUUCUUUGUGCGCGUCUUCGAACUGUUGGAGAUUUCCCGGAAGUGAAGUGGAGAAGAAAAUUCGAGAAAAAUGGACGCUGAGCAGUUCAAGAUGUUUAUGAAGCAUCAGGAGAAGGCGCAGGCGGAGCUCAUUGCAUCGUUGCAAAAAAAUGGUCGUGAAGCAGUCAACAACGCCGGCCGCUGGAAGUUCGGCGGGCCCCGCUUUGCCGCUUCCCCCCUCCGCUGGAGCUGGCCGGAGACAUGGAGGCAAACUUUGAGUUUUUCAAGCAGAAUUGGAAGAACUACGCAUCCGCCGCUGGGAUGGAUGGUUGGCCGGACACGAUGAAGAAGCAGAAAACGAGCAUCCUUCUGUCAGUGAUCGGAAGUGCAGCGCGCCAAAAGUACUUCAACUUUGAGCUUACGGUUGCAGAGACGGAUGAUCCGGAACUUGCUCUGGCAGCGAUCAAGGAAAAGGUAGUGCGCAAACGGAACAAGUUCGUCGACUGGAUCAAUUUCUUUGGCCUUUCGCAAGAUUCGGACGAAAGCAUCGACGACUACCUGAUGAAGCUGAAGGUUCUGUCGAAGUCAUGCCAGUUCGGAGCUCUUGAGAAAGAAAUGCUGCGGUUCAAGAUCGUCACAUCGAACAAGUGGCCAAAUCUCCGGACCAGGAUGCUGGGCAUGCAGGACCUGAAGGAAGAUGCGGCCGUCGACAUGUGCCGCGCAGAGGAACUCGUUGUGACCUACGGCCAAGUUGUGGGCCGCACUUGUGAAGAGGUCAAGAAGAUUCGGAAGAAGAAGGAGUGCAAGUUUUGCGGCGAAUGGCACGAGUUUGAAAAAGGAGUCUGCCCUGCUUUUGGUAAGAGGUGUAACCACUGUGGCCGAAAGAACCAUUUUGAAAGAGUGUGCAAGUCGGAUCGGCGAAAACGAUCAAAGAGCAAGCGGAACGUGCACAAGGUUCGAGAUUCUCUGGAAGAUCACAGUGAGGAGUCGGACAGCAACGAGUUGAGCGACGGCAGUGAAGCAAGCGCAGUGAUCGGCAAGAUCGAGAACUCGCCAGAACUUGGAGGCCAUGUGACGGCGGAGCUGGAUUUCUACGUCGACGGAGGAGCGCACGUGAUUCCGCUGGAAGAGGAAGGCUAUUGGGGAUCGCCGUGUAGUUCCAGUGAGUCACAUGACAACCGGGGCGAGUAUUCUCCGGAUGGGGGGCAGAAUAUCCUGAGCCAUCCGGAAGGUUCAUCUCCGUACCAGCAGGGCUAUCAUCAUGGAGCACACCACCAGGGACAGCAAGUGUACUGUCCCGUCGGGUACGAGAAAACGAGCUACAUCUGCGACGAGGGCUAUUACGGCGCCACAACCACAACGGGACUCUCGGGAGCAGCGUCCUCCGCGUCCAUCAACACAUCCAGCUCCGGCGGCAUCGCGUUGGUCACCUCCGGCAGCGGUGGUCAACCUGUCGUGCGGGUCGUCAAGCGGCGCAACACGGCCAACAAGAAGGAACGCCGUCGCACCCAGAGCAUCAACUCGGCGUAUACAUCUCUGCGCGAUCGGAUCCCGAACGUCCCCAACGAUACCAAGCUGUCGAAGAUUAAGACGCUCCGGUUAGCGAUAUCGUACAUUGCCCAUCUAUUAGCGGUCGUCAACGGCAGCCAAGACCCGUCCUGUGACUUCCGAGCGGAACUGGUUCCGUCGUCGCGGAAGAUCAACGCCGAACGGAGGGCCCAGAAAAACAUGCUGCAAAAUCUGGCAAACGAAGGCAAGAAAAUCAAGGGCCGAACCGGAUGGCCGCAGCACGUGUGGGCCCUGGAAACCAAAACUACCAUAAAAUAAGUCCACCGGACAAAUAGACGUUCUAAAUAUCAUACUAAAUGUAUAAUUAUAAAAAAUGUUCACGUGUGAUACGCUUCCGAACUAAAUGAGUCAUCAAGUCUGUAAAUAGUUUGUUUUCUCUUAAGAUACG
This is a messenger RNA of Culex quinquefasciatus (southern house mosquito), 2293 nucleotides long. RefSeq lists its product as uncharacterized. The record is from RefSeq and is a predicted model, not a curated record. Gene Ontology annotation, molecular function: protein dimerization activity; RNA polymerase II transcription regulatory region sequence-specific DNA binding; DNA-binding transcription factor activity, RNA polymerase II-specific. Lineage: Eukaryota; Metazoa; Arthropoda; Insecta; Diptera; Culicidae. Gene Ontology annotation, biological process: developmental process; regulation of transcription by RNA polymerase II. The transcript is spliced from 5 exons. Bases 598 to 2163 code for a protein of 521 amino acids.